AUGGGAACCUGCACAGAAUUAAAUUAUUUAAUCAGGCAAAUCAGCUGGUCUGGGGUUUCAUUGAAUGCCAGCCACAAAGCAUUACGUUUUAUUAUAUUUUAUUGUGAAUGGAAAACUAGUCAUGUUGUAGUUUUUUUAAUGAUGAAAUUUCAAAUUGUGUUCGCUCUUUUCGCAAUCUUCGUUACAAUUGCUUAUGCCGUACCACUUCCCGAUGAAGAAGAGACACCAAAAGUACCAGAAAAGGUUGAACCAGCAGCUGUAGUUGAGCCUGAAGUUGCUGCUGAGCCACAAGCUAAAGCUGCCGCUGUAGAAGAAGAAGAUGAUGAAAUGAAGAGAGAGAAGAAAUCCGAAGAAACUGUCACGACACUUCCCGAAGAACAAGCAAAAUUAGUUGUAGCUGAAGAAGAGAAACCAGCACCAGCUGAACCUGUGGUAGAAGAGAAGCCACUUGAGAAGAAAUUGGUGAAAGAAGAAGCUCCAAAAGAACAAGAAUUGAAAGAUGCCCCAGUUGCAGCCCCAGUUGCAGCUCCAGUUGCAGUCGUUGAAGAACAACAACGUAACAUUCGUGAUGCUGAAGAGAAAGUUGUUGAUGAAGCAACCACCCCUGCACAAGAAGCUAGAAAUGCAUCAUCAAGCUCUGAGGAAGAUUCUCCAUCAACUCCAGCCAACGAAGAAAAACAAUUAAAAGCUGCCGAUGAGAGCAAGGAAAGCGACGAAUCGAAAUCAAAUGAAAGUGAAGAGUCAAAAGAAGAAAAGAAAGAGUAAAUGACCAUCCACCCACUCACACACACACAGAAUUGAUUUCCCCUUUAAAUUAAAGUAUUUUUCUUUGAAAGAUUUUGAUCCAAGUUUGAAUUAUUUUUGAAAUUCAUGAAAAGAAAUAAAAUGGAAAUAAAGAGAAAUAAAAAUUCUCACAAAUUAGACUGAUUGAUGUUCACUGAAUUGCUAAUUCUUGUUAUCAUUCAUCUGGCGUCGAACAUAACAGAAAUAAAGGAGAAUCUUAAAAAACGAA
Messenger RNA from Clunio marinus, 1012 nucleotides. The record is from the annotation of a GenBank genome assembly. NCBI's taxonomy places the organism in Eukaryota, Metazoa, Arthropoda, Insecta, Diptera, Chironomidae.